Molecule: messenger RNA, 8460 nt
Organism: Lutra lutra (Eurasian river otter)
Lineage: Eukaryota; Metazoa; Chordata; Mammalia; Carnivora; Mustelidae
Gene: XYLT1
Product: xylosyltransferase 1
Biological process (GO): chondroitin sulfate proteoglycan biosynthetic process; heparan sulfate proteoglycan biosynthetic process
Cellular component (GO): membrane
Molecular function (GO): protein xylosyltransferase activity
Source: RefSeq, a predicted model, not a curated record
GGCCCGAGCGCGAGCCCGAGCGGCAGCCGGCGGCCGCGGGAGCCGCGGGGAGCGCGGGGGCGGCCCGGAGCGCCCGGGGUCCCCGCGCCCCGCUCGCCCGCCGCGCUCCGAAGAUGGUGGCGGCGCCGUGCGCCCGGAGGCUGGCCCGGCGCUCGCACUCGGCGCUGCUCGCGGCGCUCACGGUGCUGCUGCUGCAGACGCUGGUCGUGUGGAAUUUCAGCAGCCUCGACUCUGGGGCCGGGGAGCGCCGCGGGGGCGCAGCGGCCGGCGGCGUGGAGCAACCGCCCCCGGCCCCGCGCCGGGAGCGCCGGGACCUGCCCGCCGGGCCGGCUGCAGCCCGAGGCGGCGGCGGCGGCGGCGGCGGCGGAGGAGGAGGACGGGGGGCCCCGGCGCGGGCGCGGGGAGGCGGCCCCGGAGAACCCCGGGCGCAGCAGCCGGCCAGCCGGGGGGCACUGCCCGCGCGGGCGCUGGACCCUCAUCCAAGUCCUCCGAUCACCCUGGAGACCCAGGAGGGCUACUUUUCUCACCGUCCGAAAGAGAAAGUGCGAACAGACAGCAACAACGAGAACUCAGUCCCCAAAGACUUUGAGAAUGUGGACAACAGCAACUUUGCACCCAGAACUCAAAAGCAAAAGCACCAGCCUGAGUUGGCAAAGAAGGCCCCGAGCAGACAGAAGGAGCUUUUGAAAAGGAAGCUGGAGCAGGAGGAGAAGGGGAAGGGACAUUCGUUCCCAGGCAAAGGCACCAAUGAGGUGAUGCCUCCUGGGGAGAAAGCCACGGUGAACAGUAGCCGUGGGAAGGAUGCCCCAAGACAGCCCCACACCAGGAAAAGCGGGGGCAGCUCCCCCGAGCUCAAGCAAGACCAGCCCCCCAAGUGCGACAUCUCGGGCAAAGAGGCCAUCUCCGCACUGUCCCGCUCCAAGUCCAAACACUGCCGCCAGGAGAUCGGGGAGACCUACUGUCGCCACAAGCUAGGGCUGCUGAUGCCCAAGAAGGUGACACGAUUCUGCCCCCUGGAAGGCAAAGCCAACAAGAAUGUGCAGUGGGACGAGGACUCGGUGGAAUAUAUGCUCGCCAACCCGGUCCGAAUCGCCUUCGUGCUGGUGGUCCACGGCCGCGCCUCUCGACAGCUGCAGCGCAUGUUCAAGGCCAUUUACCACAAAGACCACUUCUACUACAUCCAUGUGGACAAGCGCUCGAAUUACUUGCAUCGGCAAGUGCUGCAGUUCGCCAGACAGUACAGCAAUGUUCGUGUCACGCCCUGGAGGAUGGCCACCAUCUGGGGGGGCGCCAGCCUCCUGUCCACGUACCUGCAGAGCAUGCGGGACCUCCUGGAGAUGACCGACUGGCCCUGGGACUUCUUCAUCAACCUGAGCGCCGCCGACUACCCCAUCAGGACAAAUGACCAGCUGGUGGCAUUUCUCUCCCGGUGAGAUAUGAAUUUCCUGAAGUCACACGGCCGGGACAACCGCAAGGGCGACUCUGUCUUUCCCAGGUUCAUCCGAAAGCAGGGUCUGGACCGGCUCUUCCUGGAGUGUGACGCCCACAUGUGGCGUCUGGGGGACCGGCGAAUCCCAGAGGGCAUUGCUGUGGAUGGAGGCUCCGAUUGGUUCCUGCUGAACCGGAAGUUUGUGGAGUACGUGACCUUCUCCACAGACGAUCUGGUGACCAAGAUGAAGCAGUUUUACUCCUACACCCUGCUUCCUGCUGAGUCCUUCUUCCACACGGUCCUGGAGAACAGCCCCCACUGUGACACGAUGGUGGACAACAACCUGCGCAUCACCAACUGGAACCGGAAGCUGGGCUGCAAGUGCCAGUACAAGCACAUCGUGGACUGGUGCGGCUGUUCGCCCAACGACUUCAAGCCGCAGGACUUCCACCGCUUCCAGCAGACAGCCAGGCCGACCUUCUUUGCCCGAAAAUUUGAAGCCGUGGUGAAUCAGGAAAUCAUCGGGCAGCUGGACUAUUACCUGUACGGGAACUACCCCGCGGGCACCCCAGGCCUCCGCUCCUACUGGGAGAACGUGUACGACGAGCCAGACGGCACCCACAGCCUGAGCGACGUGGCGCUUACCUUGUAUCACGCCUUCGCCCGCCUGGGCCUCCGACGGGCCGAGUCGUCGCUGCACGUGUCGGGGGAGAGCAGCUGCCGGUACUACCCGAUGGGCCACCCAGCGUCCGUCCACCUCUACUUCCUUGCGGACCGCUUCCAGGGCUUUUUGAUCAAGCAUCACGCUACUAAUCUGGCUGUGAGCAAACUGGAGACCCUGGAGACGUGGGUGAUGCCGAAGAAGGUCUUCAAGAUCGCAAGCCCGCCCAGCGACUUUGGGAGGCUCCAGUUUUCCGAGGUCGGCACUGACUGGGAUGCCAAGGAGCGGCUCUUCCGCAACUUUGGGGGUCCUGGGCCCAUGGACGAGCCCGUAGGCAUGCAGAAAUGGGGGAAGGGCCCCAACGUCACCGUGACUGUCAUCUGGGUGGACCCUGUCAACAUCAUCGCAGCCACCUAUGACAUCCUGAUUGAAUCCACUGCCGAGUUCACCCACUACAAGCCCCCUUUGAACUUGCCCCUGAGGCCUGGGGUCUGGACAGUGAAAAUUCUUCACCACUGGGUGCCAGUCGCAGAGACCAAAUUCCUCGUUGCUCCGCUGACCUUCUCCAACAGGCAGCCUAUCAAACCAGAGGAGGCGUUGAAGCUGCACAACGGGCCCCCGCGUAGCGCCUACAUGGAGCAGAGCUUCCAGAGCCUGAACCCCGUCCUCAGCCUGCCCGUCAGUCCGGCCCAGGUGGAGCAGGCCCGGCGGAACGCGGCCUCCACGGGCGCAGGACUGGAGCGCUGGCUGGACUCGCUGGUGGGGGGCAUGUGGACUGCCAUGGACAUCUGUGCCGCGGGCCCCACAGCCUGCCCUGUCAUGCAGACCUGCAGCCAGACCGCCUGGAGCUCCUUCAGCCCCGACCCCAAGUCCGAGCUGGGAGCUGUCAAACCCGAUGGCCGGCUCAGGUAGCACCGGGCGCGUGCGGGCCCCAGCGGAUGUCCGAGGGAAAGUAGCCUGAGGGCUGGUGGCGCCCGGACCCUGGCCCCCUGCUGCCAGGGUGCCUUUUGUGAGAGGGGCUCCCCCGGCUACAGAACGAUGGACAGGAAGGUGCGGAGGUCAAGGCAGCUCCUGCCAACAACCUGCCCCCUCCCCCCCGGCUCUGGGGGGCGAGGCGUGCGCAGUCCCGGGGCCAUGGUGGUCUUACCUCUUCUGGUUGGCCCUCGAAGCCUCCAGGUUCCUUGUCCUCCCCCACAGUGAGGCAGUCCCCCCAGUCAAGUGAUUCUCCAACUUUUCUUUUGAGCAGAAUUCUGUUUACGAAGCGCAGUUGGAGGUACAAGUUCAAGGUGUGGUUGACAUCCGGGCUGCUGGGGAGGGUGAGGUUCUUUGUCAAAGCUCAGCCUUUGCCCACGGCGCCUCCUGAGGCUCCUCCCGAACCCAAGGGCUCCACAGAACCCCCUGUGAAGAGCACUGCCCAGACCCUGGGCAUGACCUCCAGCCCUGCCCUGAGGCUCAUCUUCCCGCCCCUGGAGGGGAAGGGCACUGGAUGAGCCUUCCACCAGCCCUUCUCUGGCGAGUCGGCCUCCUUACUAGCUAGAUGAGCAGGAGAGCUUUUUGAUGGGACGUGGCCGAGGUUCCCCACUGUCUGCGUUCCAGGCCAGCCUCGCUCCCAGACUGCCCCACGAGGCUACAGAAAGGCUAUGAGGCUCAGGUAUGCGAGCAUCUGUGCAGGGGCUGGGAGACCAAGACCCUGACCUCGUGGGUCUUGGACAAGGAGAACUCUGGGGCCUGUGGCCAUGAAACUCAGAUGGUUGGGACCCAACUCCUGAGCCGGAUAGCCUAGCAAUACCCGUCCCAGCCUGAGGCCUUCCACACGGAGGUGAAGCCCACCCAACCUUGGGAAUGCCCCCCCACACCCUCAUUCUGGGGCGGGGGUUGGGGAGGGACCAGGCUUCUCGCCUCUAGGACAGGCAUUUCAGAUUUGGUGUUCAAAUUCACGCCCUUCUCAGAGGUGCCAGUGGGCCCCUCUGCUGAGCAGCGGGAAAGCUAGAAGCUUGAGCGUCCGAUCGGCUCAAACCUCAACAACAGCGUUCUUCCAAGUGCUUGAGUUGCCAGAUCCCUGCACCGUGACCUUGCUGUGUGCCUCGGAGGGCCAGCCCCGCUCCGCUGGAGAACCCAGCCUAAGGCCCCUUCCUUCUCCGAUUCCAGCCCCCACUCCCCCCAGGAGAGGCUUUCCUUGGCCAAGGCCGACCCCAGCUUCCAACUGUCCUGCCCCGGGGAGCCCAUCCUCGUGUUCCCGGGCAGCGUGGGUGUGAAGGUACCGCAGCACCCCCGACCCCCACCCUGCCCUGCCCGGCCACAUGUUCUGUGGGCCACGGAGGGGCCGGAGGAGGGACACUUUCAGUAUUUAUUAUUUAUGUUUUAGUCAAUGACUAAUGAGUAGGUGCUGCUUUUGCAGCUGGUCAGUUAUGUCUCUUACUAACUGAAGCUGCCUUCAUUCACGAAAGGCCCCCCCCUUCCCCACCCUCCCUGCCUCCCUCUCCGUCCCCAGUGUGUCUCUCUCCUGUCUGCUCUGCAUUCUUCAUGCCCUCAGAGAAAAGCCGGGGUGUCGGACAUCACGAGGAGAACGCUUGCACCAGCAUCUGCUGGCCGAAAGCGGGGUCCCCCUGGGGACCCUGGAGCCUCAGCAGGUCCUCCGGUCCUGGGGGGGUUGGAAUUCCUGAGCCAUUCCCGCUGCAGAGCCUACCUCCGAGCCUGGGAGGCAGAGAGAGCCACUGCAGCAGGAGGGGGCGUGGUCAGAUGAGCCCAGAGCUACCCAUGUCACAGGGGCUCCGGAGACCUCAGGGGCGCUUGCUGAGAAAGGGCGGAUUGUCGCUCAAUGAACGUGCAGACUCUAGGUGCCCAGAAGCCUGGGCCGCCGCCACCUUCUGCCCCAGCCCACCCAGGGAGCCUUCCUCGUCACCCUCCUCGCCAGGAGUCCCGUGGUUUCCACGGUAUCCUGUGCAGGGCUCAGGCCUGGGUCCGGUGUCCCUGCAGACCUCUCCCUGGGGCCCACCUGCACCCACCGACGUGGCUCACCCCCAGAACCAGCAGAGAAGGUCUACUCUGGGCACGAUCCCCACCCGCCCCCUGCUCACGGCAAGGAAGUCAGCCAGUCCUACCCAGUGUUUCUUUAAAGACUUCUGUUUUCUGACCAGGGUAUAACUUUGCUAUUAAAAAAAAAAGAAUUCCAAACAAAGGCCAGGAGGAUUGGCGAGAAGGUGAGGUUUUCCCCGGGGACACAUUAACAGCUACACUGUAUCUGCCUGAGAGGGAGGGAGUCCUGAAAGGCCGCUGGGUCAGGCAGCCGGGAGCUCGGGCUAUUGGACCCUAGCACAGGAGACAAACCCUAGUGACGGCCUGAAGUCCUGCCCUGGCUCACCGGCUGGGCGCCUGGGGGCAGCCUGGGUAGAAGGAAGCAUUCAGGAGGCUGUAGCACCCCCUGUGAUGUCCCAGCCAACCUGUCCAGGGACGCUCGGGUGGCAGCCUGUCUGCCUGAGUCAGCAGUCUCCCUCGAGGACACGAGCAGUGCCCAGACCCCAUGUUUAAGAAGGAGGCCCUUUCCUCGCUUUGGAAAAAGACCUUUCUGGUCAGAUCACGAGUCCUCCCAGCUUCAUUUCCCCUUGCUAGUUUAACUUCUCAGAGGCCAGUGCACUCAGGACGAUCAAGACCCCACAAGACCCCACAAAGCGACUGCAGCUCCUGAGCACAUCCUCGGUUGGGCGGACAGGCUGCCUCCUGGCUCCCGGUUUACAGGUACAAGGGCGACACGGGCUGGAACCUCCAUCUCUUUGCCAGGGAGGUGCCCAGUAGAGACAAGGAGCUGCGGGAGGUAGGGCUUUACUCAAGACGGCCUACACAGCCAAGCCCACCGGGGACUCAGGACACAAGCACUCGAGGGGGGCGGGCGUACUAGGCACAGCUGUUGGCCAGGCCCUGCCAGGUCAAAGCCACACUCUAGGGUAGGGGUAGCCAACACUAAUAUGCUUGGCGUGAGACAGGAGGGAGUGGUGGGGUGCACGGCCCAUCCAAAGACAGCAUCUCGGCUGUCCGUGAGCCUGCAGACUCUUCCCAUUUGGUAAAGGAAGCCAGAGAUCCAGAUUUCCGUAGGAAAUUUGACUAUUAAGUGGCAGCAGUGGGUUUUUUUGGUUCUGAGUGUGGGCCAAGAGCAAUUCCACAGUUCAUCCAUCCUGUGCAUGGCCAGCCACCCCUGCUCGCAGGAGAUGGUUUACCAAGAGAUCAUGCCCUGAUGGAGGAAAUGAGCCGCCAGUAGGAAGAGGCAAAAAUUCUAGCUCUUUUCGCGGAUCCUGCGGAAGGGAGAACAGGAGCCUCUUACCUGUCAUUCCACCCGGGAGAGACGGUCCGCGGAGAGGUGUCCCAGGAGAACUGGCUUGGGAAGGGGUCCUGGUCCCAAGAUGGUGCUUAAAAAAAAGAAGAAAAAGAAUUUGGAGACACGUCCUAAGGAAGCCCACACCUUCCAGAAUUCCCGCCCGCCCAGGGGGAGGUGAGGAGGACAGUCAGGGAAGGAGGGGUGUAUCCAACAGCCCCGCCUCGCUCCAAGUCCCAGGUCCGAGCAGCCAUCUUGGCACCCAUUUGGGACGCCGUGUCCGAGCUGUGCUGGCCCCCGGACGCCCUCCUCGGCUCGGGCACCUUACUCUGCCCAUGGGUCUCACACAGGCGCUACCUCAUCGUGUCUGCUGAGAAGUUUACCGGGGGUGGGGGGCUAAUUAUGUGUCCCAAACGUGCUGGGUUGAACAUGCAAUCUAUGCAAAUUUCUCUCCCUCUGUUUCCCUCUCUGUGACGGUUUCUCUCUCUUUCUGAAGUUUGGUUCUUUUUCUGUUUCGGGUGACCCGGCCACCAGAUACUGUACAGACCCCGCUUAGGACCAGGGAGGGCUUUCAUGCGCCACCUGUGUCUGCCCCUCACACUGUCUUUGGUUCUGUCCUCCCCAAGCCCCACGCAGGGAACAUGCCGCCCUCCCCGCCCCACCCCUCCCUCCUGCCAGGAACACCGCCCCCGCCCCGCAGCCCCCAGGAGAGCAGGUUCUGCCACCCCACGCGCCCCACCUCUGCAACAUCCUUCAUUUCACUCCCACCUGCUUCGUCUCCCCUGCUCCCCGCCCACCCCCAAAAGCCUUAGGUUUCUCCUUUUUGAAAUGUGGCCUUAACAUUAUUUUUGGAAAGCUGACUGCCCUCUCCCUCCGACCUCCACCAACAUGCUGGAAGCGAGCAUCCUGGCGCUCUCACGGCAGCCGCCUCCGCCAGGGGCUGCCCCUCUGCAGGCUGCAGACGCUACAGAAAUGGCUUCUACGUGUCGUCUUAAAAAAAAAAAAACACCCUCCUGUCGUUCCUCUGGGUAAAACAAAGGCUGGGGCGUUCCCGCCGGGCCAGCGGGCUGGCGUCUGCCAGCUGGUGCAGCAUGCUGUCGCUGUCGAGCACACGCCGAGGCCCCAGGUGGCUUCCGUCCCCCCUGGGGGUGAGCACCUGCACUCCUGUCCCCCCGCCCCCUGAGGCUUGGGGACUUGAGGGACUUCGUCCAGGGGUAAAUCAGGAGAGUUUCUCUAUUUCCCUCUCCGUCCUUCCUGCCUGGAAAGGGGGAGCGUUCCAUAUUCCCAGCGGAUGGGUCCUGUUCUCAGAGGGAUCACACUCCCGAGGUCCGUCGCUCCAGGUCCCGUCGGAGGCCAAAGACAACCCCCCAGGGUUGCCGCAGGAAAUUCACUGGAAUUGAGCGCAACCGUCCUUAGAGUCCUUUCUCCGUCGUCUUUUUUGUUUUUAAUAUUAUGUUGUCAGUAGUGUCCGUUUUGGGUAUUUUUAGAGGCCUCACGAUAAGUUAUUACUGUCCCCCCAUUUUUUUUCAAAGACAUGUGGUGAUAAUAGUUUUUAAAAAUAACUAUUUUGUUAUAGAUCAUGAUAUGCAUAAAACUGUACAGAACUAUUUUGUAAUGUAUUGAUUUAAAAAAAAUCUGUAAAUAAAGUUUAAAAAAAAGAAUUCCAAUGGCACACACUGGAAGAUGUAGAUAUUUGCUAUUUAUUCAAAGGAGUAUUUAAAAGAGAUUGAACUAUCUGAAAUUGACCAGUCAUCAAGUUUCGGACCGUCAAACGCUUUCCCUCGAGGCAGCCCGUGUCUCUCGGAAGCGAUUGCACUAGCCGCUCAUUUUUUGCACCUUUUCUGUAUCUUCAUUUAGCAGAAAAACAACAAAAUUGUGCCUUAGCUGUAUUUUUUUUGUCUAGGGGAGUUUGUCUGACAAAGCAAAAUUUUUUGCAGAAACCAGUGGAUGUAUUAAAUCCUGUAUCAUACCAACACUGCAGGUGUAUAGCGAUGCUUUCUGUCAUACUGUGUUUUCAGAUGCAGAAUUUUAAAAUUAAAAAAAAAAAAUACUGUCUUUAUGGAA